Messenger RNA from Nomascus leucogenys (northern white-cheeked gibbon), 3007 nucleotides. RefSeq names its product lysine demethylase 4D (gene KDM4D). Gene Ontology annotation, molecular function: histone H3K9 demethylase activity. Lineage: Eukaryota; Metazoa; Chordata; Mammalia; Primates; Hylobatidae. Gene Ontology annotation, cellular component: nucleus. Gene Ontology annotation, biological process: chromatin remodeling. The record is from RefSeq and is a predicted model, not a curated record.
AGUGGCCGAAGUGGAAGUCGGCGUAACGGCACUAAGGGGCGGGGCCGAAACGGCCCAGGGGGCGGGCGUUUGAAAUCAGUUCGUUAGAGUAGACCCUAAACCUCAUUUUAUACCUUCAAGAACCAAUUACUUAAUGUCUCUUCCGUCUUUUCCGUCCCCGACCCCCUCCCAGACUCCUUCAUUCCGGUACUGCGUGGACGGAAAGCCCCGGGUAGCCGACACCACGUCCCUGGCUAGCGGGAGAGAGCGUGGAAAAGGAUUACACCAAACUGUUUAAAUCCAACGACUCCUGCUUCCAUCCUUUCUCCUGAGCUAGAACCAACAAACCUAGAGAGUUGGGCUUCGGAAAAACUAGUGUUUUCAUUUAAUUGGAUAUGAAGAAAGAACAAAUAUGUACGGGGCAACCACGAUCUUUACAAAGAACAUAAGUUCCAGGAAAGCAGGAACCUUGUCUCUCUUGUUCACUGGGUGUAUCCUCUGCAUAUAGAACAGUGCCUGGCACAUAAUAGGUGCUGAAUUUUGUUCUAAACACUGAGGACAUACUCUGCUACAUUUGGGUCAUACCCCCAGGUCUGAGUAAUUCAAUAGACUUUAAGAAGACAGAGCCCAGCAGCAACUGAAACAUAACAGAGUUGCAGGGUCAGCGAACAUCAAUGCCUGGGCAAAGCUGCUGCCCAGAGUGGAAUCUCACUAGUGAAUAAACAAGCCCAAGAAAGAUUAUCAUCUCAUUUGCAAAAAAAAAAGUACGCCGGUAGAUCCUGCUACCUCAUAGAUACACCAACCCAAUUUUUUUUUUAAGUAGCAUUUUCCUAUAUUGUCCACUAUCUAGAACAUACCUAAACACUAAAGUUUACUGCUUAUUAAACGGAAACUAUGAAGUCUAAGGCCAACUGUGCCCAGAAUCCAAAUUGUAACAUAAUGAUAUUUCAUCCAACCAAAGAAGAGUUUAAUGAUUUUGAUAAAUAUAUUGCUUACAUGGAAUCCCAAGGUGCACACAGAGCUGGUUUAGCUAAGAUAAUUCCACCCAAAGAAUGGAAAGCCAGAGAGACCUAUGAUAAUAUCAGUGAAAUCUUAAUAGCCACUCCCCUCCAGCAGGUGGCCUCUGGGCGGGCAGGGGUGUUUACUCAAUACCAUAAAAAAAAGAAAGCCAUGACGGUGGGGGAGUAUCGCCAUUUGGCAAACAGUAAAAAAUAUCAGACUCCACCACACCAGAAUUUCGAAGAUUUGGAGCGAAAAUACUGGAAGAACCGCAUCUAUAAUUCACCGAUUUAUGGUGCUGACAUCAGUGGCUCCUUGUUUGAUGAAAACACUAAACAAUGGAAUCUUGGGCACCUGGGAACAAUUCAGGACCUGCUGGAAAAGGAAUGUGGGGUUGUCAUAGAAGGCGUCAACACACCCUACUUGUACUUUGGCAUGUGGAAGACCACGUUUGCUUGGCACACGGAGGACAUGGACCUUUACAGCAUCAACUACCUGCACCUUGGGGAGCCCAAAACUUGGUAUGUGGUGCCCCCAGAACAUGGCCAGCGCCUGGAACGCCUGGCCAGGGAGCUCUUCCCAGGCAGUUCCCGGGGCUGUGGGGCCUUCUUGCGGCACAAGGUGGCCCUCAUCUCGCCUACAGUUCUCAAGGAAAAUGGGAUUCCCUUCAAUCGCAUAACUCAGGAGGCUGGAGAAUUCAUGGUGACCUUUCCCUAUGGCUACCAUGCUGGCUUCAACCAUGGUUUCAACUGCGCAGAGGCCAUCAAUUUUGCCACUCCACGAUGGAUUGAUUAUGGCAAAAUGGCCUCUCAGUGUAGCUGUGGGGAGGCAAGGGUGACCUUUUCCAUGGACGCCUUCGUGCGCAUCCUGCAACCUGAGCGCUAUGAGCUGUGGAAACGUGGGCAAGACCGGGCAGUUGUGGACCACGUGGAGCCCAGGGUACCAGCCAGCCAAGAGCUGAACACCCAGAAGGAGGUCCAUUUACCCAGAAGAGCAGCGCUGGGCCUGAGACAACUCCCUUCCCACUGGGCCCGGCAUUCCCCUUGGCCUAUGGCUGCCCGCAGUGGGACACGGUGCCACACCCUUGUGUGCUCUUCACUCCCACGCCGAUCUGCAGUUAGUGGCACUGCUACGCAGCCCCAGGCUGCUGCUGUCCACAGCUCUAGGAAGCCCAGCUCAACUCUAUCAUCCACCCCUGGUCCAUCUGCACAGAUUAUCCACCCGUCAAAUGGCAGACGUGGUCGUGGUCGCCCUCCUCAGAAACUGAGAGCUCAGGAGCUGACCCUCCAGACUCCAGCCAAGAGGCCCCUCUUGGCAGGCACAACAUGCACAGCUUCGGGCUCAGAACCUGAGCCCCUGCCUGAGGAUGGGGCUUUGAUGGACAAGCCUGUACCACUGAACCCCGGGCUCCAGCAUCCUGUCAAGGCUUCUGGGUGCAGCUGGGCCCCUGUGCCCUAAGUCCACAGGCUGUCUUUAUAUCCCACUGCCCUGCUGUGUGACAGUUUGAUGAAACUGGUUACAUUUACAUCCCAAAACUUUGGUUGAGUUUGCAGGACUCUCAUUAUGCAUGAAAGAGCCCCCGUGGUGAUGCUCUUGGAUGCUGCCAAGUCCAUGGUGGUUUUCAAUUUUGCCAUACUUUUGUUCUUCCUACCGGACCCUGGAAUGUCUUUGGAUAUUGCUAAAAUCUAUUUCUGCAGCUGAGGUUUUAUCCACUGGACACAUUUGUGUCUGAGAACUACGUCUUGUUGAGGUUAGUGUAACCUGGUAUAUGCAACUACCAUCCUCUGGGCCAACUGUGGAAGCUGCUGCACUUGUGAAGAAUCCUGAGCUUUGAUUCCUCUUCAGUCUACCCAUUUCUUUCUUCCCCUCCCUCACCCCCUUUUUCUUAUAAAACUAGGUUCUUUUUACAGAUAAGGUCAGUAGAGUUCCAGAAUAAAAGAUACGACUUUUCUGAGUUAUUUAUGUACUUAAAAUAUGUUGUCACCAGUAUUUGUUCCCAAAUAUAUUAAAGGUAACCAAAAUGUUAAAA